This is a messenger RNA of Maylandia zebra (zebra mbuna), 1470 nucleotides long. Lineage: Eukaryota; Metazoa; Chordata; Actinopteri; Cichliformes; Cichlidae. The record is from RefSeq and is a predicted model, not a curated record.
AUGGGGGUGAGUGCUACUGGGCGGCAGUCAUUGAGGAAAGAUGGGUUGGAGUUUUUGGCGGAGUCUCAGGUGGUUGGUCCACAUCAGCCAAUAGUUGCAUUAGUUGAUGAUGAUGUUAUUUUACCGUGUCACGUGGAACCUGCAGAGGAUGUGACAGCUGAGAUAUUGGAGUGGACAAGAUCUGACUUGAACCCAAGAUUUGUCCAUGUGUGGCGAUCCGGUCAGGAUCUGUAUGUGUUUUUUCACCCACUAAGAACUUUUCUAAACUCUUCAUUUUACUCAGCAUCACAUGCUGCCAGGUCACUUCUCAUCAGUUUAUCGGGAAGUGGCGAAAAUAGAGGAGGAGUGGUUUUACAGUGUGAGUCUGCAGGCUGGUAUCCAGAGCCUGAGCUGCUGUGGUUGGACGGUGAGGGAAACCUCCUCUCUGCUGGACCUACAGAGACCCUCAGAGGUCCUGAUAACCUCUAUACUGUCAGCAGCAGAGUGACUGUGGAGAAGAGACACAGCAACAACAUCACCUGCAGAGUCCAACAGAGGAACACCAACCAGAGCAGAGAGACACACAUACAUGUUCCAGAUGAAUACUUCCAGCUCAACUCCAGUUCUGCUGCUCCCAUUAUCAUUGGUGUUGUUGUUAGUUUGGCUCUAAGCAUCAUCUUGAUUUUAAUUGUAGUUUUUUUCAUCUGGAGACGAAACAAAACAAAUGUCAGGAAACCUCACUGCUUACGAAAAAAACAAGAAACAACAAAAACUGAACCAGACCAAGAGCAGGAGACACUCAUGACACAGGACAUCGAGCCAUCUGGAGGCUCAUCAGCUCUCAAAAAACAUCAGCAACUGAUGGAGAAAAACAUGAAAGAGGAGGAAUCCAGUAAAACAGAGUUGGAGAAAAAACAGGAAGCUGAGGAGAAGCUGAAGGAGGAACAUCAUCACCUGCAGAAGAAACAUGCAGAGAUCAGCAACAUGAAGAAAGAAGAGGAAAACCAGGAAGCUGACAAGAUGUUGAAAGAUGAUAAAAAACAGGAAUUCCAGCAGGAGGCAAAACAACCAGAUAUCACAGGAGUGGAGAGGCCCCAGAAAACCCCAGAGCAUGAGACCCCCAAAAGGACAAACGCACGCACAUUUGUGGCCACGAAUCAGACAAGAGCAAAAGAGAGCGCUGGAUGGAGACACCCAGCAGGCACAGAGCAGAAGCCCCAGGAGUCUGCGGUUACGAGCUCACAGGCUCAGCCAGCAGCCGACUGCACCACAGCAUACCGACCUCUGAGCCCAGAGACCCAGGAUCCAAGGGCCUCCCACACCCCAACAGGGGCCCAUCAGAGCCAGGGGGGCCAAACCCGACCAAGCAGCUGCCAGGAGGAAAACCAGGAAGCUGACAAAAAGUUGAAGGAGGAUAAAAAACAGGAUUUCCAGCAGCAGGAGAAAAAACCACCCACUAAGGAAUUUUGGAAACAGUUUAACUCCAUUUAG